AUGGCGUCCAAAAUUAUUGUUCUUGGCAGCGUGAACUGCCAAUUGCGUGCAGCAUUCACCAAAUUGGCCAAGCUGCAGGUCAAGCAAAACUUCGCAUUCGCAAUUUUAGUCGGCAAUGUCUUUGGCGACUGCUCAACAGAAAGCGAAUUGGACGAAAUCAGCGCGCUACUAUCAGGAACGACCAGUGUCCCGCUCCCGACCUACUUCACUCUCGGCGACAAACCACUUCCAACGAGGAUCGCGGAAAAGAUCGAAGCGAAUGAUGAAGUCUGCCCUAACCUCUACUUCCUGGGGAAGCGCGGGACUCUAAAGACCUCAGAAGGCAUUCGCAUCAGUGCGCUAGGAGGAAAAUUGCAUACCGACGCAGCCUCACAAUCAAAACCAGAGACCAACGCCGCAGGCAAAUUCCAACCCACGUACACCGAGACAGAUGCACGCGCUCUUUUUGGAACGCAUAGCGCCGACAUCCUCAUCACCAAUCAAUGGCCCAAGGGCAUUCGGACCGGAUCAAAGGUCGUCAUCCCAGAAGAUCAGGCCAAAAACCUCACCGAAGUCCCAUGUCUAUCCGAUGUUGCCGCUACCCUGAAACCCCGCUACCACUUUUCCUCCUCCGAUGAAGUCUUCUACGAACGAGAACCGUACUUCCACCUCCCAACAGAAGACAGCCCAGACGUCAAGCCAUUGACCCGCUUCAUCUCAAUGGCCCCAUUCGGCUCUAAGCAAAAAUCAAUGUACGCCUUCACACUCGAUCUAGCCGCCGCACCACCCCUCACAAUCCCCGCCGGCGCAACCGCCUCACCCUUCCGACCCCCACAAACAAAACGAAAGGGUCUCCCCGCCCAACGCGAAUCAUUCAAGCGCUUCGCCACAGACGACGAUUACCACAACAAUAGCAACCGCCCGCAAAAACGCCACCAACGCGCCCCUCCCCCAGGCCCAGAUCAAUGUUUCUUCUGCCUCUCCAACCCCAAUAUCGCAGCCCACCUAAUCACAUCAAUCGGCAACGAAAGCUACCUCACAACGGCAAAGGGACCCCUUCCCCCCAACGACUUAUUCACUGACCUCGGGUUUCCGGGCCAUAUGCUGAUAAUCCCAUUUUCGCACACGCCAACACUAAACUCGAUUUCGGACCCCGAGUCGCGUGCGGGGACGAAUGCGGAAAUGCAGCGCUACCGCGCUGCUUUGCAUCAGAUGCUUUCUGAUCGCUCGUCCGGUAAAUUGGGCGCUGUCACUUGGGAGGUUAGUCGUGGUAAUGGAAUCCAUACACACUGGCAAUUCCUCCCCGUGCCGGUUGAUCUUAUCGAUCAGGGACUGGUGGAGGCUGCUUUUAAGGUUGAGGCGGAGAAUCUGAACUAUCCCCGUUUCGAGACCAGGGCCGAUGGCUUAGAUAGUAGUGCUGAGCCGGUUGGAGGAGUUCGGAGAAGGCUGCUGAGGGGGGAGGGGGAGGGGGAGGAAGAAUCUUCUACAAAGACCGAUUCUGCUGGAAAAGAGAAAACCCUCAUGUUGGAACUCAAUCCGGAUUUCAGAUUCGAUAUCCAAUUCGGUCGUCGCGUUAUGGCCAAAUUACUUGAAUUGGAUAAGCGGAUGAACUGGAAGGAUGCGACGCAGUCGCAGCCUGAGGAGGAGGCAGAUGCUGAGGCUUUUAAGGAGGCUUUCAAGAAGUAUGAUUUCACAAUGGAGUGA
Messenger RNA from Penicillium cosmopolitanum, 1683 nucleotides. RefSeq names its product CwfJ domain protein. NCBI's taxonomy places the organism in Eukaryota, Fungi, Ascomycota, Eurotiomycetes, Eurotiales, Aspergillaceae. The record is from RefSeq and is a predicted model, not a curated record. The coding region runs from base 1 to 1683 and encodes 560 amino acids. Gene Ontology annotation, molecular function: RNA lariat debranching enzyme activator activity. The transcript has 3 exons. Gene Ontology annotation, biological process: mRNA splicing, via spliceosome. Gene Ontology annotation, cellular component: post-mRNA release spliceosomal complex.